UGACGGCGAAGCUUGUUGGGGCUGGAGAGUAUCACGGAGAUGGGAGGGAUGGAGGGGCCUGAUGGGGAUCGCAGGGAUGGUGAGGGGUGUAGGGGCUGGAGAGGGCCACAGAAGUGGAGUGGCAUAGUAGCCCGAUGGGUCAUGGAGACAGGGAGGGGUGUAGGGCCAGAAGCUUCAUGGGGACAUGAGGAUGAAGUUACAAGCACUGACUCCCAGUCUCUGUUCCCCAGGUAUUAAUCCAGCAUCUACGUACUUUGACUGUGCUCGCUGCAGGAUGCAGGGCUGCAGAAUGAUCCCCUACACUUGCCCAAUCGAAGAUGUCCAGGUCAAUGAGACAGGGCAUGUGUCAAUGAAAUGUCAAGCAUCCUUCAACCUUCCUGAGAUUGACUCUGUGAUCUGGUGGAUUGUUCCAAAUAUUCGCAGUGACGUCAUCCAACAGUUCAAGGUCCUGCACGUGGGCACUGACGACACCCUUAGCAUCAACAAUGUGAAGCUCAAGAACAGCGGCAGCUACGCCUGCGACGUCAUGGACAAAGACACCAUCCUGCUACGCCGGUUCUUCCACCUCAUCGUGACCCGCACUACCCUGCAGAGUAGCAAGGACCUGCAGGAGAUGUUCCAGAAAGUUCUCGGGGAGGAGCGAGGGACCCUGAAGACCCCGGUUGCCAAGCGAUUGCUGAAGAAGGACGAGCUUCUGCGGAAACAGACGGAGGCCCAGCUGACAGGUGCCAUCGCUCUGGCCAGCUUGCUCUUCUUUCUUGGCCUGGGGGGAUUGUACCGAUGGGUGUCGUGACGACAGGUGACAAUGGGCAGAUGUCCACAGAGGAGGCCGGCCGGCCGGGGCAGAAAAGUGAAUAAAACUCAUUCCAGUUAUCAAA
This is a messenger RNA of Hypanus sabinus (Atlantic stingray), 878 nucleotides long. RefSeq names its product sperm acrosome membrane-associated protein 6-like. Bases 185 to 793 code for a protein of 202 amino acids. The transcript has 5 exons. Lineage: Eukaryota; Metazoa; Chordata; Chondrichthyes; Myliobatiformes; Dasyatidae. Gene Ontology annotation, biological process: fusion of sperm to egg plasma membrane involved in single fertilization. The record is from RefSeq and is a predicted model, not a curated record.